GCUGAAGAGCAGUUCGACGAGAACGGCUACGCCGUGCUGCCGGGCUUCGUGGCCACCCUCAAGGGCCGCAUCGAACACCUCAUCAAGGAGUUCGAGGCCACCGAAGAGUUCACCAUCUUUUCCACCAAGGAGCAACCCACGAAGACGAACAAGUACUUCCUGGACAGCGGGGACAAGAUCCGGUUCUUCUUCGAGGAGAACGCCUUCACCGCAGAGGGCGAGCUCAAGCAGGAGAAGAAGCUCUCCAUCAACAAGAUCGCCCACGCGCUGCACGACGAGGACCCCGAGUUCAGCAAGUUCUCGCGCAAGCCCGAGAUGGAGAAGGUGGCGCGCGAGCUCAUCGGUUUCCAGAACCCGCUCCUCAUCCAGUCCAUCCCCGCAUCGGCGGCGAAGGACAGCACGUUCCUCUACACGGAGCCGCUCUCGUGCGUCGCCUUCUGGUUCGCCUUCGAGGAGGCCACCCGCGACAAUGGCUGCCUCUGGGUCAUCCCCGGCUCCCACAAGCACGGCAUCAAGCGCAGGUUCGUGAGGGAGGGCGACGGGGUGACGUUCAAGCCGCCCAAGGGAGACGACCCCGAGUGGGCCGACCCGACCCAGUUCGUCCCCGUCGAGGUGCCCGCCGGAACGCUGGUGCUGAUGCACGGCAGUCUGGUGCACAUGUCGUACGAGAACAAGUCCGACCAGUCGCGUCAGGCCUACACUCUGCACAUCGUCGAAGGCCCGCCCCACGCCACCUACCCCGCCGACAACUGGCUGCAGCGACCCGCCAACCCGCCCAGGGGCUUCUAA
Acanthamoeba castellanii str. Neff is the source of this 789-nucleotide messenger RNA. RefSeq names its product phytanoylCoA dioxygenase family protein. Lineage: Eukaryota; Discosea; Longamoebia; Acanthamoebidae. The record is from RefSeq and is a predicted model, not a curated record. The annotation marks the transcript as partial. The transcript is spliced from 9 exons.